Molecule: messenger RNA, 3053 nt
Organism: Tachysurus vachellii
Lineage: Eukaryota; Metazoa; Chordata; Actinopteri; Siluriformes; Bagridae
Gene: bace1
Product: beta-secretase 1
Exons: 9
Coding region: 469-1971 (500 amino acids)
Biological process (GO): amyloid-beta metabolic process; membrane protein ectodomain proteolysis
Cellular component (GO): trans-Golgi network; membrane; endosome
Molecular function (GO): aspartic-type endopeptidase activity
Source: RefSeq, a predicted model, not a curated record
UACCCAUAACACCAUUCGCGCACGGGUCUCUCAUCACUUCGCCUCGAGACGCGUCUGGUGCAUCCGGAUGCGGGCAAACAUGGAGGAGGCGGAGAUGUGGACCGGACGGAGAGAUGCGGAUUAUGGUGGUUAGGCAGUGAAAAGGAAGAGAAGGACAAAACUGGCGUAUUUUCGGGUGUUUAAAAUGCGUUUUAGCAAAAUGUGGACUGAAUUGUUUUGGGAAAUUCGUCUGCAAGAAGAAACCAGGCGUGAAAAGCGAUGCUGUAACCUGUUAUAGGACAUGCAGUAAAUCAGGACAAACACGGGCACAGAAACAGUACAGCCAAAUGGACCGAAUCUGACGUUUUAAUUCAUUAUCAUAAAAAAGUCGUGUCAUUUUUCUGUAUUUUAAGAGAAAACAAAAUCAGAGGCUGCUCUUUAAAUCAGCAAAUGAACGCGCUACAGUUGGACCCGUGAUUAAGAGUAAAGAUGAAAAGCUCCUUUCAGACCGGUCUCUUAUUGUGCUGCAGCAUUUCUGCUGUAUUUGGAGCUGCAGAUCCUGGAGUGAUGUUGCGCGUUCCCGUGCGUAAAGGCCCCGCGCGCGCUCCCGCGCCACACGGUGCGCACGUUCGGAGACCGAGAUCGAGCGGAGAGGUUAAUUUCGUGGACAUGGAGGAUAACCUCCGUGGAAAGUCAGGACAGGGCUACUAUGUAGAGAUGGCUGUUGGAACACCGCCUCAGAAGUUGAACAUCCUGGUUGAUACAGGGAGCAGUAAUUUUGCAGUUGGAGCUGCAGCUCACCCAUUCUUGCGUCGAUUCUACCACCGCUCUCUAUCUGUGUCAUACAAAGACCUGGGUCGAGGUGUGUAUGUGCCGUAUACACAAGGGCGCUGGGAAGGUGAGCUGGGAACAGAUGUGGUGUCGGUCCCCCAAGGCCCCAAUGUCACACUGAGGGCCAACAUCGCUGCCAUCACCCAAUCAGAUCGAUUCUUCAUCAACGGUUCUAACUGGGAGGGAAUUCUAGGUUUGGCCUAUGCUGAGAUCGCCAGGCCUGAUGAGAAUCUCGAGCCUUUCUUUGACUCUCUGGUGAGACAGACGAGCGUUCCUAACCUCUUCUCCCUGCAGCUCUGUGGAGCAGGUUUCACUCAGAACUACAGCCUGGGCAGUGCCACAGUGGGAGGCAGUAUGAUCAUCGGAGGGAUCGACUCUUCGCUCUAUGUGGGAGACUUGUGGUACACUCCGAUUCGCCGUGAAUGGUAUUACGAGGUCAUCAUAGUUCGGAUUGAAGUUAACGGACAAGAUCUCAACAUGGACUGCAAAGAGUACAACUACGAUAAGAGCAUCGUCGACAGCGGCACCACAAACCUUCGCCUCCCACGCAAAGUGUUCCAGGCGGCUGUGAAGGCCAUCGAAGCAGCUUCUUCAACUGAGCAGUUUCCUUCAGGUUUCUGGCUGGGUGAACAGUUAGUCUGUUGGCAGGCUGGCACCACGCCCUGGCAUAUCUUCCCCGUCAUUUCCCUCUACUUGAUGAGCGAAAACCGCAACCAGUCCUUUCGCAUCUCCAUUCUGCCACAGCAGUAUCUCAGGCCUGUAGAGGAUGUUGCAUCAGCGCAGGAGGACUGCUACAAGUUUGCUGUGUCACAGUCGAGCACAGGAACCGUCAUGGGUGCUGUCAUCAUGGAAGGCUUCUACGUCGUAUUCGACCGGGAGCGUAAACGCCUCGGCUUUGCUGUCAGCACUUGUCACGUUCAUGAUGAGUUCCGUACAGCGUCAGUUGAAGGCCCCUUCCACGGAGUAGAGCUGGAGGACUGUGGCUACAACGUGCCUCAGACAGACGAAUCUACCCUUAUGACCAUCGCCUAUGUCAUGGCGGGAAUCUGCGCCCUCUUCAUGCUGCCCCUCUGCCUCAUGGUGUGCCAGUGGCGCUUCGCCCGCUGUCUUCACCCACCCAGCUCCGGCGACUUUGCAGAUGACUUAAACCUUCUGAAAUAAGCCAUAAUUUUAGCAUCUCAACUCACAACGAGGCCACUGCUGGGACCGCACUGAGAGUCGAUAAGAGAGGGGAUCAGGAAUAAUGUCAUGGUGUACUGUAUAUAGGCAAAAAGUAUCUUUAUGGCAUGUGAUUGGACAGUUGGUGUGAUAAGGGGAGUUUAAACCUCACAUUUGAUGAUCCUGUCUUAUUUAGUCUUUCAACUGUGGACAGCCACGUCAAAGUCUCCUAAGUGUAUAAUUGCUAUGACAAGUGUGUGCGUGCGUGUGUGUGUGUGUGUGUGUGUGUGAGCUCAUACGAUGUUAUAACCUUUACUAAAAACCCGAAACUUGAGAUAAUAAUGUGCGAUUUCUGAUUAUUUGUAAUUUAUAAUGCCAGCCUUUGAGAAGGAACUCACGCAUUUACUAACCACACGGAGGAUCUGCUAUUAUGAACAUAUUAUAAAAGCUUACAAAGAUUAUUCAAAGAACUUUUAUUUUAAAGGUCUGUUUAUGGCUCACGUAUGUAACAAAAAGCUGUUUGUAUUUGCACUUAUUUCAUUGAUCGUGAAGCUGAAUAGUAUUGUGCUGGUUUAAUGUGGGACAUAUGGAGAUAUUCUGUACACACAUCUGAUACUAUAAAUAUAUUUUACACACACACACAAGGUGAUUGACACGUGACUAGCCUUCAGAAAGUCCAUAUUCUGUUAAAGAAGGCAUAUGAAUUCAUGCAAAUUUUGAACUCGCCUAUGCAGUAAAUUAGUAUGUUACGCAUUUCAAGCUAGCUACAGGUCAGUCAAUGCAAAUGACAUAUUUAACUGAGACACUUGUUUUAACGGUUACAGGAAUGUGAUUUUUUUUUUAUUUUUAUUUUUUUACCGUUCCUUAUACUGGACUAUGCUGAAAUACUACAGUAGGAUUCAAAUUGUUUGUCUUGAUUUGUUUUCAUACAAAGCACUAUUCAUCAUGUAAAAGUACACAUUCAGAUCUGACUCUUCGGUCCUUCCUGGUCUGAAAAUCACUAAAAUCAACAGGACAGAGGGUAAAAAUCUCCUGGUAUAAAAGUGGAAAUGGUAAUAUCUAAUAAAGGUGAAUUAUCUUAAUUC